Molecule: messenger RNA, 1808 nt
Organism: Monopterus albus (swamp eel)
Lineage: Eukaryota; Metazoa; Chordata; Actinopteri; Synbranchiformes; Synbranchidae
Gene: nprl2
Product: NPR2 like, GATOR1 complex subunit
Exons: 11
Coding region: 371-1450 (359 amino acids)
Biological process (GO): negative regulation of TORC1 signaling; positive regulation of autophagy; cellular response to amino acid starvation
Cellular component (GO): vacuolar membrane; GATOR1 complex
Molecular function (GO): GTPase activator activity
Source: RefSeq, a predicted model, not a curated record
GGGUUCCGAGGCGCAAAUGAACGCAUCAUUGAUGUUGUUCACUAGUUUGGUGUGAAUGGACGUGCUCAGUAGUUGCAGUUGUUGAAUAGUUUGAUAUGAAGUUGAUAGCACUUUUGUCAGUGAUAUGUUUGCUAUAAGGACGUUGUUCAGACGUGAGAACUGCUAAAUGAAUUUCACAAGAGGUCGGCAGCUCGUCAUUAUACGCAAAACGCAAGCUAGCAGCUACCUUUAGCUGCUAAACAACAGCUGGAGCAAAGAGGGAAGGCAAGCAGGGGAGACCAUCAUCUACAAUGAAACGGUUGGGGUAAAGUUUGUAGAGCUGCCUAUUUUGUAAAUUCCCUUCGACAAGGUUGCUCUGACUAUAUAUACAAUGGCCAGUCGAAUAGAGUGCAUUUUUUUCAGUGAGUUUCAUCCUACUCUUGGUCCUAAAAUAACAUAUCAGGUCCCAGAAGAAUACAUUUCACGGGAGCUCUUUGAUACAGUUCAGGUGUAUAUUAUCACCAAGCCAGAACUACAAAACAAAUUAAUAACAGUCACUGCCAUGGAAAAGAAGUUAAUUGGGUGUCCUGUGUGCAUCGAACAUAAAAAGUACAGCCGAAAUGCCCUCUUGUUUAACCUUGGCCUUGUUUGUGAUGCCCAAACAAACACUUGUGCCCUUGAGCCAAUUGUCAAGAAGCUGUCUGGGUACCUCACUACUCUGGAGCUAGAGAGUGGCUUCAUUUCCAAUGAGGAGAGCAAGCAGAAACUUUUACCCAUCAUGUCGAUCUUGUUAGAAGAACUCAAUGCCACAGGAGCCUGCACCUUACCCAUAGAUGAGUCUAACACAAUCCACCUAAAGCUGAUCCAGGUGAGAAAGGACCCCCAAGUUGUCCAGGAAUACGAUGUGCCUGUCUUCACCCUGUGCAAAGACCAUUUUAUCAAAUCUCAGUGGGAUCUCACCACUCAACAGAUCCUGCCCUAUAUUGAUGGAUUUAGACAUAUUCAGAAGAUUUCAGCCGAGGCGGAUGUAGAGCUGAAUCUUGUUCGCAUUGCUGUACAGAAUCUUUUGUAUUAUGGUGUUGUGACCUUGGUGUCCAUAUUCCAGUACUCUAAUGUGUACUGCACCACCCCCAAAGUCCAGAGCCUCAUAGAUGACAAGUCCAUUCAGGAGGAGUGCCUUAACUACGUCACCAAGCAGGGUCAGAAGCGGGCCAGUCUGAGAGAUGUGUUCCAGUUGUACUGUGGUCUGAGUCCAGGAACCACAGUGCGGGACCUUUGUUCUCGCUACUCGCAGCACCUUCAAAGUGUUGAUGAGAGGAGGCUGAUUCAGUUUGGACUGAUGAAAUCUCUCAUUCGACGGCUGCAGAAAUAUCCGGUAAAGGUGAUCCGUGAUGAGAAGAGCAGGCCACCUCGACUCUAUACCGGCUGUCAUAGUUACGAUGAGAUCUGCUGCAAAACAGGCAGGGUUUAAGCUUUCUCUGAUUACUGGGAUCAGUUACCAAGAGCUGGAUGAACGUUUGGAAAAUGAUCCCAACAUCGUGGUGUGCUGGAAGUGAUUUGAUAUGAAAUGGAAAACCAAAUAAACAUCUGAUUUAAAGAUGCAGAAACACCUCAACCAAAGAUGCCUUCAGUGAGAUGAACAGUUUUCUUGGAACAGUUAAGAAAAGUAGUGUUUUAUAAUUUUGACAUUCGGGUUGUAAUCAUGAAUAUAAUUUGCUUUUCAUCAAGAACUGGGAUUCAGCAUUUGACAGUUCAAGUGUUGACGGUGUUAUUUAAUAAUAAUACUGAACAAAAGAAAAAAUGUGAUUAAUAAAACAUAUUAUACCUCA